GAUUGAGUUCAAUAGUCUAUUGAAUAGAUUGUCCAAAACAAAUCGAAUAAAAUUGUUAGCAAAAGAACCAUCAUUGGUGCCUCAAACAUGAUCCAAGAAAGACUUUCUUUGUAACGGAGACAUUCUUCUGACAGCUGUGUGUAAGAGGGAGCCACACGUGUAGCGUGUGUUUGUUACAAGUGUUUUUUUUUUCUUUCUUUUUUAAUGUUUUCAGACUUGUCUGUCCGACAUAAGUCUGAUUUGAAAGCGUAAAGGUAGUUAUAAAAUAUGUUGGGGGAAUUCAGAAUUACAUCACCAGUAAAAAAAGCCCAGCUGUAUUAAGAUGUAAAAUUCUGUUAAUCUUCUACAGAUAAACGUAAUUAAACCAAGACUUGUCAGAGUUGUAAUAAUGUGAUGUUUUAGUUAUUCUGUCAUAGCAGCAGUAAUAAUAAUAAUACGAGGUGAAAUGAUGACGUCCGGGACCUGGUGACGUCACGGCGGAGGAACCGGGAAGUGUUCGUGCUUUUCGCUCGCGGCUCUUGGGUCGCUUAUCCUUCGCAUACCGGACGUGUAAAAUCGUAUUAAUUCAUAAAUAAUGUUCGUUUAGAAGUCGCACGAAAGCCAUGCGCGGGAGGAUUCUUGUGCUGCUUCUCUUUCCGGCCGUUUUCAGCAGCGUGGACUCGUUCGAGCCGUUCACGACUACGGUCGUAGUGACAGCUGGAGCGCUGCUUGGCAGGAAAAUAUACAAUUAUUUCCAAGAGACGUGCAAUGACGACUGGCUGCACUUCAACGCGACAGGUCUGCAGGUGGAUCUGGAAAGGAAGCUUUUUGGCCAGCAUAUCGCUUCUCGGGUGGUGGUGAAAGCUCUCACUGGAUUUAUGAACAACAAGAAUCCCAAAAAGCCGCUGGUCCUGUCCCUGCACGGCUGGACAGGGACAGGGAAGAACUUUGUGAGUCAGCUCAUGGCCAACAACAUCUUCAGAAGGGGAAUGGAGAGUGGCUUUGUGCACCAGUUUGUGGCCACUGCUCACUUUCCUCAUGCCAGUCAAAUCAACACAUAUAAAGCUCAGCUGCAGGAGUGGGUCCGAGGGAAUGUUUCGAUUUGUGGACGCUCCAUGUUCAUUUUUGAUGAGAUGGACAAAAUGCACCCAGGGCUUAUUGACAGUAUAAAACCUUUUUUGGACUAUUACGACAACCUGGAUGGUGUCUCCUAUCGUCAGGCUACUUUUGUUUUCCUCAGCAAUGCAGGUGGUGAGAGCAUUACGCGGGUGGUCCUGGACUUCUGGAAAGCUGGUAGAGAUCGAGAGGAAAUUCAGUUGAAGGAUUUGGAAAGAGCGAUGUCUCUUGAAGUCUUCAACAACAAGAACAGUGGAUUCUGGCACACAAGUCUGAUUGAUAAAAACCUUAUUGACUUCUUUGUCCCCUUCCUACCUCUGGAGUACCGACACGUCCGCAUGUGUGCCCUGGCUGAAAUGGAAGCUCAGAAAAUGAACCUUGAUGAAGACAUGGCAAAUGAGGUGGCCAAAGACAUGAUUUACUCUCCAAAGGAAGAGAGGGUGUUCUCUGUAAAGGGCUGCAAAACCAUCGCUAGUAAGCUGGAGUACUACAGGUAGAGCUAGUGUGGAGGGGAAGUAGCCCUGCUGUACCCUACAGUGGCCUGUUUGGCAGUGCUGGGCUUGGCCAGUCCAGCAGCUGAGCAGCAUUGAAAGUUUCUGAGCUCAAAUGGAGCUUGCACUUACUCUGCAAGACUGUUUGCUGGGUGGACACAGCAUGAACACAUCUAAAGAUGGACCUAAUUUUAUUGAAGGGAAUGUGAAGAGUUUUAAAGAACACUACUGUGACGUGCACUAUUAAUUGGAACUCUGGGAUUGGAAGUGCAGCACGACACUUUUUUUUCUGGAUUUGAAUAACAAAAAUAUGUAAAAGGUGUAUAUGUUUAAAUGAGUCAUGGCAAAAGUCAGAUCAUAUGUGCGUUGGUUAAAAUGGCGAUUUUAUACCAGACAGUAAUGUGACUUAUUUUCGUAUUACAAUUCCGAAUUAAUACGCCUUAAAACUUGAAAUGUAUGGUUAAAAUACCUGUACCCUUUUUAAAUGUUUUUGCCCAUUUUUUUUUUUUUUUAAACUUUCUGAAGCAAAUUCCAAUGGUAUUUGAGUACCAGAUAUUGCCUUCAUCUGUUUUGAAGUCUUGUUUUGUAUGUCAUAUUUUAGAAUACAAAUUUGACUGGUUAGCAUGGUUAAUCAAACUUG
Messenger RNA from Scleropages formosus (Asian bonytongue), 2226 nucleotides. RefSeq names its product torsin family 1 (gene tor1). Gene Ontology annotation, cellular component: endoplasmic reticulum; endoplasmic reticulum lumen; nuclear envelope. Bases 603 to 1592 code for a protein of 329 amino acids. Gene Ontology annotation, molecular function: kinesin binding; ATP binding; ATP hydrolysis activity. Gene Ontology annotation, biological process: nuclear membrane organization; protein localization to nucleus. The record is from RefSeq and is a predicted model, not a curated record. Lineage: Eukaryota; Metazoa; Chordata; Actinopteri; Osteoglossiformes; Osteoglossidae. The transcript has 5 exons.